Messenger RNA from Durusdinium trenchii, 3950 nucleotides. NCBI's taxonomy places the organism in Eukaryota, Dinophyceae, Suessiales, Symbiodiniaceae. The record is from the annotation of a GenBank genome assembly.
CUUCACGGCAGCCCGAAGCUGCCCAGCACUGCCCGAAAAAGCGCACCGAACACCGCCGGUUUCGGGGGGUGGACACCCGUUCCACUGCGGAUGGCGCUGUUCCUGGGCUUCGACAGUUCCACACAGAGCUUAAAGGCCACGGCCAUUCGCGCAGAGGACCUUCAGGUCUUCAAGAGAUAUGUCAUCAACUUCGAUCAGGACUUGCCGUGGUGUGGCACAAAACUCGUUUUGUUGAGGCCGUUGAAUUGUCAUCGGAAGCUCACUUUCAUUGUGGUUCAACCAAGUUUUUGAUUACGGGGACUUCUUCAUCCAGUAAAUUGCUGAAAAUGCAUUGUUUUUAUCAUUACAGUACUUCCUGCAUCAUGAACAUCUGAUCAACGCGCACAAGAAGAAUGAGUGGUUUAACAUGUUCAACAUGUCGCCCUUGACGGGUCAUCCUUCUUCAGUACGCGAUUUGUAUGUCCCGGCCUCUUCACGAUCUGAGGCACUUUAAAACCUCUGGCGGCAUGUCUGCUUCGAGCACCAGCAGCCGCAAAACUUCGCCUGUCCUGAUGUGGGUCGAGGCCUUGGACAUGAUCUUGACACAGAUGAAAGCGGACCAGUUUCCCUUCCACGAGGUGCUGGCCAUUUCAGGGAGUGGGCAGCAACAUGGGUCGGUCUACUGGGCGGCGAAUGCUGGACGUUUGCUGGGAGAACUGGACCCGGCGAAGGCGUUGGCGCCGCAGUUGGCCACGGCCUUUGCGCGCUCUGAGUCCCCCAUUUGGGCCGACUCCUCCACAGGCGCGCAAUGCCUGCGCGUGGAGAAGGCCGUGGGCCGCGAGCGCCUGGCGAAGGCGACGGGAGCCCGUGCCUAUGAGCGUUUCACUGGGAUGCAGAUCGCCAAGAUCAUUGAGGAAGAGCCCUCUGUCUAUGAGGCCUGCGAGCGGAUCUCCUUGGUCUCCUCGGCGAUGUGCUCCAUUCUGCUGGGCGCGUACGCGCCGGUUGACACCUCGGACGGCUCGGGGACGAACCUCAACCGGCUGCAGGAGCUCGGUGGCCUCACCUGGUUCGCAGAGGCCCUGGACGCUGUGGCGCGUGACGCGGGCGACCGUGUCGGGGGCCACCGCGCAGGUCUGCAGCGACGAUUGGGCCCCGGACUUUGUGUGGGACAUCAAGCGCUCGGCGCUGUGUCCCCCUACUUUGCCAGCCGCUAUGGCUUCGCAACGUCCUGCCUGGUGGUGGCAUGGAGUGGGGACAAUCCCUGCUCCCUGGCGGGCUUGGGACUCCAAGUGCCUGGAGAUGUGGCCAUCUCCUUGGGCACUUCGGACACCAUGUUUGCGGUGAUGUCGAAGGCUUCGCCUGGGGAGGAUGGCAUGGUGUUGCGGAACCCGGUGGAUCCAUCCUCUUACAUGGGAAUGCUGGUCUUCAAGAACGGCUCGCUGAGCCGGGAGCAGGUCCGAAAGGAGCAUUGCGACGGACAGUGGGAUCGAUGGGAACAAAUGUUAGCUGAGACAGCACCGGGCAACGGCGGUGCUAUUGGUUUCUACUUUCAUAGCCCAGAGAUCACCCCGACCACCGGCGAGCAGUUCGGCAUUUUCCGCUUCGAUGGAAAUGACCAGGAAGUGGACAGCUUUCCGAGCUCCACUGAAGUACGGGCAGUGGUUGAGAGCAAGUUCCUGGCCAUGAGGGGCUUCGCACAAGGGAUUGGAAUGGAGGAGGUGAAGCGGAUCAUCGCCACUGGCGGGGCCUCCUCCAACAAAGGCAUCCUCCAAGUGCUUUCGGAUGUCUUCGAUGUGCCUGUCUUCACUCUGGAGCAGUCGGACUCUGCCUCGCUGGGCGCUGCGCUGCGCGCGGCGCAUGGCUUUCGCUGCGCACAGAAAGGUGGAUUUGUAGCCUUUGCAGAUGUGGUGGCUGGCAAGAUUGACUACAAGUUGGCGGCCGAACCAGCUCCCGGUGCCAAGGAGGCCUAUGCCCAGGCUUUAUCACGGUACUUGCGCCUCCAGAAGCAGCUCUUGGAGCGAUUGCAAAACGUGGCGAAGAAGCCGCGGGCUUUGCCGGGAAACCACAUGGGAAUCGAUGCGCCCCGCGCGUUGCGGCAGCUGCGCGCCGAGGAGCUUCGUCAGCUCUGUCGAGAACAGGGCUUGGAUCAUCGAGGUCUCAAGGGCGAUCUCAUCUCCCGCCUGGCCGGCUUCCGCGCGGAGGCCGUGGGCGAUGCGACGUCGCCCAAGCAGAGUCCGUCUCCCAAAGGCGGAGGCGGCCGCGCUUCCGGGCGAGGCCGUGGACGUGGACGUGGUUCCAGGUCGAAGGCCAGCGAGGUAUCGAUGGUGAGUGUGAAGCACUCGCCGAUGGCCUUCCCUCGAACAGGGGAACUGCUGAAGAGGCCAGCGCUCGCAGGAACCUCCGGGGUGAGCCUUUGGGCCGCUUCCCGACAGCAGCUCCUGCGCUGCGGGCGAUGUCAGGCCCUCUAUGAUUUGGGCCAUGCCCGGUACAGCAAUGGUCCUGAGUCCUUCUGGUGUCCGCUCUGCCGGUUCAAGGUCAUGGACCCCUUCAACCCCUUGGCCACCACGGAAGGAGUCCUGAAGCACCUUCAAGUGAUGGAGCCCCACUUCGACUUCACGUUGGAGCUGCCGCACUUGCGGCAGUGGCGCCGCGAGGGGAAGGCGGUGGAAGUCCGCAUGCUGCGCGUGGACAGUCCCAAAGUGGAGCAGGUCUGGCCUCGUGCCAUCCACUUCUUCGCCAACGGAGCCGAGGUCUUCGCCGUCCAUCCGCCCGAGGAGGGCCACAAGCGGCGCGACGUACCGGAGGACAUCUCCGGUGGCUUGAAGGCUGGCCAGAACCAGAUCAAGGUCCGAAUGGUGGAUGAUGACUGCGUGGGCUUCGUCAUGGUCCUGCUUCUGACGUGUCAGCAGAGCCAAGAAGCUUUGGCCCAACAGGUGAGCGCCUGCGAGGAGCCCUUGGCUCGCCGGCGGGUGCAAGACCUACUGGCGAAGCAAGCGCGAAAUACCCUUUUGGGCGAUGCAGAUGGCGAGGAGCUGGUUUGCCUCAGCACAGACACCUUGAAGUUGCAGUGUCCCAUCACCAUGGAGCGCGUUCAGGACCCUGUUCGAGGGGAGCGCUGUCAACAUACGCAGUGCUUCAGCUUGGAAGCCUAUCUCCGAAGCAACCGCCAGAUGGGUGCCUUCAACCGACGAUGGCUUUGCCCUUUAUGUACGUUGAUUCUUCGCCCUCCGGACCUCCAGCGCGAUCGCUACGUGGCACAGAUCCUCGCCGCCACGCCCGAGAGCGUGGACGAGGUGAUCAUUGCGAGCGACGGCACCUGGAGGCCCAAGGAUGGCGAGCCACUGAAGACGGCGCAGUCUUCGGCAGCUGAGAGAGGGCCCUGGGGAGGCGAGCUCAAGAACGAUGGAUGCGGCGCUCAGCAUGCAGAGGAGCUCUUGGACUUGGACUCCGAGCCGCCGGCCACUCCGAAGCCGAAGCUCAGAGAUGCGCCGACGCCGCCCGCGUCGGCAGCGCCCGGGACGAGGAGGAAGGAUGACGGCACUCCCGCCACGUCCGCGUCGGACUCGCCUCCCCUGCGCCGAAUCAUCCUGCGGGGCGGUGGUUCCGACAAGGUGGCUGAAGUGGCCAGUCGCACGCCCACGAAGCGGCGGAUGAUCCGGCUCUCGGUGAAUGGUUCCGCGCCGGCCAUUCCAUCCUCUGAAGAGGCACCAGCAUCAGGCUAUGGCCUGGCUGUGGCGGUCUCGAUGGUGGGAGGCGGUGAGCAACAGCGCUUGGCACGCUUGGAACUGGAGGAUGAUGAUGCUUCCCCUGGUACCAAGAAGGCGGCGCCCUCGCGGGCCCCGGGUCGACUGACGCCCGUGUCGCCUGGGAGGAAGCGCCGUAAAAUUGGGGAGCUGCCUGCGCCACAGGCCAAUCCAGUAGCGCCUUUCACGGCGCUUGUGGGAGGGGAGCUCAUCGACCUGGAUGAAUGA